UCAUGCAUGUUAUUGGUCAGUGGUUGGAUCACAUGUUAUUAAUAGUACUUUGUUAAUGGAUUUUUAUGUACUAUUCUCCAUUUAUGCUCGUGAAAAUAGGAAAUCAGUGAGAAGGCAAGACAAAUCUAGUCUUUCAACGAAUACCCUCACCAUUUAGGAGCCAAAUCAUAUGGUGAAAUGAAUAUUAUAUGGCGUAGAAAAGGGUAUAUUCCCACAGCAUCUUCAGCAUCCAGUACUUCAUCUUGUUCUUCGGUUGUGUCUAGUUUGCCGGAUAGGACUUAUGCUUGGCUUCUAGCAAGAUCAAUAGAAGAUGAUAAGGUAAAUCCUUAUUUGCCGGAUGAGAAAACAAGAGAGGUGAAAGAAUCCAUUGAUAAUUGGAGAAAGCAACAAGCUGAUGGAAAAUUUGUUCCUAAUAGGCAUGAUGAUAUCUUAUCUCGUGUCCUUGGGAAAAAAGAUCGUAAUGGUCGGGCAAUAGCAUUUGGUAGUGGAAUUGGCAUUAAAGCUGUAUGGGGAUCCGGAGAAAGGCUUAGUGGCCGACGGGGUAGGGAAAUCGGAGAUGCUGAGCUGGAAGAAUUAGAGGCAAGAGUAGCCCGGAGGGUACGAGAGGAGACUAUGCAAGAGAUGGACUCUAAAAUGGAUUCCAUGGUUCAAUAGAAGUUUUUGUUAUUUUCUAAACAGAUUGGUAUUCAAAUUCCAACUGAAUUGAUGGAAAUGAAUAACAUAGAUCGGACGACUCCACAAAAUCCUAGUAGUUGCCAAUCAGUGGGUGAUUAUCCAUUCGCAAACAUACAUGUAUCCAAAAAUUUGUUAUUUUAUUUUUAUAUCUUUUUUUUUCUUUUUGUAAUGAUUUAUGACUACGAUAUACUUUUAACUUUGUAACUCAAUUUCCUUAUUUUUUUGUAAUGAUUUUUUUUCCUAUCUUUGUAAGGAACCGGUUCCAUGUCGGCUAUCAUUAUUGAAAAAUAACUUUGAGAAAGUCAUUGUUGCUGAAGGUACAUAUCAUCCGGAGUUAAUCCUUGAUUAUCAUAGUAACCUCCUGCCAGAUCACGUGAGGGUAAGUGUUGAUGAUUUUUUUGACGAAGUCAAAGAAUUCUCGGUUCCAGUUCCUUCUUCAGUCAUCAAGAAACUUAAGCAUGCUCACGGUACCUUUACCCAAUGGCCGAAAGACUUGGUUUCACUCAUGCAUGACAAGGAAUUCAUAUCAAAUAAGAAC
Messenger RNA from Chenopodium quinoa (quinoa), 1213 nucleotides. RefSeq lists its product as uncharacterized. NCBI's taxonomy places the organism in Eukaryota, Viridiplantae, Streptophyta, Magnoliopsida, Caryophyllales, Amaranthaceae. The coding region runs from base 178 to 654 and encodes 158 amino acids. The record is from RefSeq and is a predicted model, not a curated record. The transcript has 3 exons.